CAGUCCGAACUCGAGGUUCACUCAGUCCACGAACGUUUGCCACGAGACUUCAAUCUCUCACGCCGCAUCGCACACGCUAUCUCUGUCUCUCUUUCUCUGUCUCUCUACUCACCCGCCUCAUAUCUCUCUCUCUCUCUUUAUCUCUCUUUGUGUCUCUCUCUUUCUCCACUUUUUCCUUUUUUUCCCGCUUGGCGGACGGAGAGCCAAGCUGGUGACCGGGGAGGCGCGCGUAGUAACCGUGCAUCGGUCUACGUCAACGGAAGUCUUGCCGUAGUACCCUCGUGCUUUCGGUUACUCCGACCCAUAUAAUCGUCGUGCUGCGACCCCCGUUCGUCCGCUUCGACCGGCUGCGGAUCUACCUGCGGCGCAGCGAGAUGACUGCUUAUACUGCCAACAUGCAACUUGCUUGAAGCCGUGGCCGGGGAUGAAAGAGGCAUCGUGCAGAUGUUUCUGUGACUUUGAUAGCGGCGUGAAAAACCACAAAGUAACAAAAUGGCUGCGUUUGUGGCGAAGCAGAUGGUCGGGAAUAAGCUCAAUGCGGUUAAAGGUGCGGUAGGCGGCGAAGGAGGUGAUGAGGAUGACAAGGAAAAGGAAGAGGAGGCUGAGAGAGAGAGGCAGGAGGCCAUUAGGGAAGCCGAGGAGCGAAGAAAGGAGAAACAUCGCAAAAUGGAGGAAGAACGAGAGAAGAUGAGGCAAGAGAUCAGAGAUAAGUAUAAUAUAAAGAAAAAGGAGGAGGUGCAGGAAAUGCCACAAGAAGAGCCUAAUCCUCUGAUGCGAAAGAAGAAAACACCGGAGGAACUGGCGGCCGAAGCUGAAGCUGAAGACGAAGAUGAGUUCACCAAACUGAGAAAUACGAUAGAAACGCAAGUGAACGAGAUUAAAUCGCAAAUUGAAAGUAAGUGCAGCCUCCAAUGAGCCUAUUGCAUCGCGCGGCUCGUGAGAAAGAUGACGAUGACAUCACACGUCGUUGUCGGACUUGCGUCCGCCCUGCUGCCCAAAGGAGCAAAGGAGGAGAAAGGGGUAGCGGAAGAGAUAACAAAGCAACGAGAAAGAGGAAAACUGAUACGUGGAGUUACCAACAUUGGAACGCCAUCGUCGUGUCGAUCAAUCGGGGAUUCAUUUCAACAAGUCGAUUGGUCGAUCGUUGCUUAAAGCAAAAUGAACGACGAGAAUGAGCCAGAAGAUAUCCCAAGGAUUUUCAAAGGAUUCCUAAAGAAUUUUUCAUUGCCGUCAUACAUUUGGAUAGAACUUCGGAAAUUGAAAAGAUCCCGUCGAGGAUUUUAUCCCGCAUGAGACUUGAAGUUAGAAAUAAACGAAGAACUACCUUUUAUGCCGAGAAAUGCUAAACAAAUUUGACCAGAAGGCUUGAAUAAUGUGAAAUAUUGAAAAUAAUAUAUUUAUACAAGCUAGAAGAAAUUAGGAAAAAGGAGCUGAAGAAGAUAUAACUUUUUAUUAAAAUCUGAUAAUACUAGAAAGAAAAACUUUCAACUAAACAUAUGCAGCUAAAAUGUAAAAACAGAUUUAAAUCUAUAAACAAGAUUUUUUUAAAAUUAACAAAAUGUAAUAUUAAUGCUGAUAAUUUAUCAAUAAUACCAGUAAAAGAAAUCAUCCACUAAGAAAUAUAAUAAUAAACUUUAAAGAAAUAUUUAUUAUAAAUAUUUCAACAAAAGUAUUAGUUAAACAGCAAAGCACAUGCUGUUAAAUUUACAGUAAGUAGAAAAAAUAUCACAGAACAAAAUAUAUCAACAAAAUAAAAGAUUGAAAGAUGCUUGUUGAGAAAAUACUGAGAUCAAUUUUCUCGACUUCUACGCUAAGCAGAUAUAAACUUCAGUUCAGAAUCCAUGAAUUUGAAAGAAAUUCUCGACGGAUAUCCCGAUGUUCUUUCUUUCGCGCAAAACGAAGAGAUCCAGACAUUGACGACGUUGAAGAGAAAUAAAGUUAAUCACCAAAAAAAAAAUUGACACCAAUAAUUAUCUUAAAGAUCGCGUAAUUAAAUGUCGCGGAGAAGAAUUAAGAAUUCAAAAAUCUAAUCCCAUUUAAUUCGGAAGCAAACAAUACGACAAAACGAGAAAAUAUUUAAAAAAAACCCAAAAAGGAGAGAUGACUGAAAUAUUGUCGAUCGUCGAUGGUGUUCGUGAAGGGAAAAUUCAGGGGGUAGAAACGAUGUAAACGACGAUGAAGACAAAAAGAGAAAGAGAGAGAAUGCUGACUCGACCAGAGUGUGAUUUUUUUAUGUAAUUGUUGCAGUUAAAACGAAGUGUGAAGUGAUGUUGUUUUAUAUAGGAUAAUUAGGUGUUCUGUAGAAUGUGUUUAGAUGUAGCAUAGUUUAUAACAAAUCAAUUAUCUGGUAUGACGAGUGAAGUAUCCAACUGUGGGUACUGAGUUAUUUUCUAUUUAUAGUUCGUCUAGGUAUUCUAUAGUAAUAUGGAGAAUUUUUGGCGCAAUUUGGUGAUUUGAAAAUCUGCUAUUGAUCAUUACAGGAACUGUAACUAAAGAUUCACUCUUUAAUCAUCACCAGUAUUAAUGAUUUGUUCAUCUAGAUAUUUUAUGGAAUAUCUAGUUAUUCUGUAUCUCUGAAGAUCGUGUACUAUAACGAAUGUUUCAAACAUGUUAAUUGAUUCUCGGAUAGGGGUAUAGUAUAGGUAUCCUGCAAUAUUCCUCUGGCAGAUAAUUUUUCGAACGUUCGCAGAGCUCUUCUUUUUUUCAAUUGUUGAAAUCUUUUAAGUUUCGCAUCCGACAACUAUAUAAACUAUCUAGUAAACGGUCUACGAUGACCGUAAUAUCACUUUUAUGAUCUUACAUUCGCUGUAUGGUUACGGCUUCUAUAUAGUUACCCAGGAAGUAACAAGCGUGACUCAUGCAGUGAUCAAUUAGCCGCUUAUUUUUCCGAGAAUAAAGGAUACGUAGCAGGAGGUGAUUGGCUUCUUGCUGUGUAAUUAUAUUGCUGCGAUCUAUGUAUAAGUUGGUCAGAUACGUCGACUAUCAAAUGGGAAACUUCGGAAGCAGUUGAAUAUUCUAAUACGGACCUCGAAACUUCCCUAUUAGAUGGUCAAUUAACAGCUCCAACGAAUAUGUCAUACAAAAGCUGUACUGUGUUUCAUAUUGCUGCACUCAUAGUCUGAUAAUCUUUGUUUCAAUUGCUGUCCUUUUACCUAUCAUAAAGCUUUCUUUUUUAAAUAAUAAUUUUAAAUAAUAAUUAUUGCUGUUUUAACUGAAAAAUGGGUUGCCACGUAAAUUUCUUUAAUUAUGACGUAAAAAGGCAAAUUGCAAUAUUGUAUAAUAAAAUUUAAUAUUUUAACUAAAAAUUGGUCCGAAAUACAAAACAUUCUAAUAUAUAAUUAAUUGUAUAUAUAUGAAAAAAUAUAAAAUUAAAAUUUUUUUAAUUAUGAAAAAGAACAUAAAAGAUCGAAUGAACAUUUGAGAGAGAGACUAUUGAUAAAAACCAAGGAGCAACACUCUUAAAAGAAUUAACUAAUUCUGUCAUCAACUAAUUUGUUAAUCAACUUAUAUCUCUAUGCGAUUAUAUUGAUUUUCACUAUUUGUGGCUAAUGUCAGAAUUUAUAUCUACUAUUACACAUACACGCAAUACACAUUUUUUAGAUAUACUAUUGUUAUACUCACAACAGCCUCACAACACAUUACAUAUUAUUUUUUCACGAUUUACACAAGUGAAAUAAUGGAUUGAAUAGAUAAGAUGUGCAACAAACAUAUCAAAGACAGAUAUAUUCAAGCGCCUAGUACGUUUAAGUACGUUUCACAACUCAUUGAUAAUAAAUUAUAAGUGAUUUAAAUCCACUAAUCCGAUCUACGGGCAAAAGAAAAUGUGCAAAAUUGACGGAAAUAGUUGUGAUAAUAGAAUGAAGAUGAUAGUACAAUAUUUGCUAACAAAAACUUUUCUCAUUGUUUUGUUAAUCAAUACAUUUUAAUUUUUUUGCUAGCAAUUGAUGUUUUGUAGUUGAACGUUAAUUUCUUUGUUUAGAAGUAAAAGUUAACUUACAAUAAUUAUACGUAAUACCGCGCUAUCUGGUCGCGCAGCAUACGGCUCUCGAGAUAGAUACACUUGAAAUAUCACGUGCUCGAAAACGCAAGGUGCAGGGCGGGAUAUUUAACUUCUCUCGCUCGCGUUACAAACAAUAAAAUUUAUAUAUAUGUAUAUAUAUAUAUAUAUAUGUAUGUGUGUAUAUAUGUAUAUGUAUAUAUAAAAUUAUGUUGAUAUAUAUAAACAUAAGUAAAAAAAGAUGAAAGAAGCAAAAAAAGAAACGUAUGUUAGCGCGUUAAGUUUUUAGAAAAGAUUUUUCGGAUAGUGGAAAAAAUAAUAACUGUAGUUGAGUUAUUUGUAGUUAAUAUAUGAGAGUUUGUUCGAUGACUACUUUAAUACACUGAAGAGAGAAGAGAGAGAAGACGGUGAUGAAAGAGUUCUUAUUAUUACUGUUAUCGUUAUUAGUAACGCUACUAUGAUUAUUAAGAAAUUUGUACUUAAUGCGAUAAAAUCACGACGGAAUGUGAAUAUAAUGAUAAUUGCUAGUUCUCUGCCAUUCGUUCAAACAUUAAAUAAGAUUUCUAAUUUAAGAACACAAAAUAAUGAGAUGUUUGAUAUUAUAUCAAUAUUUUAAACUCAGGAAACACACACAGAAGAUAUGACUUAACCACGAAUAAAUUUGAUUAUUAAGAUAUUUAAUAAAAUUUUUAUAUAAAAAGGUUUAAUUUUACACUUAUAUGUUGCUACACUUUUAAGAUUUUUUAAAAUUAUAUUUUUACAUUUUUAUUGCAUUACUUAUUCAAGUAACAAAAUUCCAAUUUAAAUUUAAAUUUAACUAAUUUGGUUUUUAUACGAUAUUUUAUGUCUACUUUCUUAAAUUAUCUAUAAUAACACAUCUACUUGUACAAGGAUUAAUAUACCCUAAAGAAUAAAAGCAAAAAUAAAAAGU
This is a messenger RNA of Monomorium pharaonis (pharaoh ant), 4928 nucleotides long. RefSeq names its product complexin (gene cpx). Gene Ontology annotation, biological process: regulation of neurotransmitter secretion; synaptic vesicle exocytosis; neurotransmitter transport. NCBI's taxonomy places the organism in Eukaryota, Metazoa, Arthropoda, Insecta, Hymenoptera, Formicidae. The coding region runs from base 493 to 915 and encodes 140 amino acids. Gene Ontology annotation, molecular function: syntaxin binding. Gene Ontology annotation, cellular component: terminal bouton; SNARE complex. The record is from RefSeq and is a predicted model, not a curated record. The transcript has 6 exons.